AUGAAUAGCUGGACGGCUUCUAACUAUGCGGCAAACGAACAACCGAUGAAUCCUCAGUAUGCCGGCUGGUCGUCGUCGACGACUAGCAAUCAACCUUCACCCGGCCGUCGAGAAUUUGCAGUUCAGCCGCCUCUCUUGACGACAUCCUUAGGCGGUCCUCAGUUCCACGCCGUGAAUACACCUUUGUCAACUACAUCGCUGUCGAGCCCAUUUAUACAGAGUCAUUCUCCCUAUGUCGCCUCCCCAGCAAAUGGAAGAUCUGCGUCAUCUUCAUCCUCAAUGGCAUCCAGACAGGCUGCGAGCUACAGUGUUCCCUAUAACCCACAGGACUGGGGUCCCAUGGGCGAUGAGUCUCUGUCACCACCUCCCCCACCGUACUCCCCUCCAAACAACCCAAAUCGAGGGUCGCCAGAUGCAUAUGGAUCGCCAAACCCGAAUAUCGCCGUGUCUUCGGCCCCAUCACCACCCCAGAGCUUUGCGCGAGAAAAUGAAUUUGAAGUCCCGGCCGACUAUCAAAGGCGCUCAGUGCAGCGUCAACGUCCAGUUUCCAUGGCGUAUGGAAACGAAACCGGACCUUCUCGACAAUCAUUACCUCCGCCGCCACCUCCGCCGCAAGGUCAUCCAGCAUCGAGAUCUGUUUCGCAAAGUCGCGUCGAUGUAUACCAGGCAGCGCCUUACAACUUGGCUGGGGCGCACCAUAGACCCAGAGUAUCAUCGUCCAACUACGAGCAACCCUUUCCAUCACCUUCCCUGGGAGGAAACACGAACGGGCCGUCAUUUGGUCAUCUGGGAGCACCCGAAAGACCGCCUGCAUCCAGGCGGGCCGCAUCGGCUGGGGCCGUUGUCAGUAGUGCAGGGAGUUCGCGGGAAAUCAGUCAGACGAGAAACCACUCUCCAUCGAACAGUGGCUGGGGACCUGGCAUGCCACUCCCACCCCCUCCUCCAGGACCACCUCCUGCAAAAUCAGUCAGUGUGAGCGGAUCAUCCGAGUCAUCUUCUGCACGAACGGUUCAUGGACCAAGUAGAAAUCGACCCAGAGCACCGGGAUUCGGUAGUGGUCUUGGUAGUAUCCCACCCACCCCGGCCGACUGGGUAGAUGAAGAAUACAUAAACCAUCGCCCGACUGCCGAGACGGAGGCUCUCUCUAUUGAUACCACCAAGGCCCGAGCACAUCAGGAUCCAGUUCAUGAUCCCAAUUCAAACGAUCCAUCGCAAUCUCAAAGGACACCAGGAAGUGGAGGAAGUGGUCUCUUCCGCAGCUCAGCAGUCCGAGACCCUAGCGCCAAGGGAAUCCGAGAAAGAAGAAUUGAGCGCCGCAACCAACAGAGUCAAAAUGUUGAAGAGAUCCGCAGUGCCGUUUCUAGCUGUGCGAAUCCCUGGGCGGAUUCGCUGGAGCAAAUCAAACCAUCGAAUCUGGUCUUUCCAGACCAUGAAACCGCCAGUCCGGAGCAUAUGCGCCAGCCUGCAUCUUCCAGGGCCACCCCACAAAGUAGUCGCAGCAUGGGAUCUGAUGGACGUACUGGAUCUCGAUCUCGCGCAUCUUCUGGUGGCCUUUUCUCUGACCAAUCCUCGCAUGCAACACCCAAGUGGGAUUCAAGCCCUGUUGCGCCAUCAGCAGCAUUCGCGCAAACACCACCAUUUUCACCAAAAGGCGAAUCUUCCUCAUCAUAUCCAAGAGAAGCUCCACGGGCAGUCCCUCCAAAAUCAUUGCCCACCCCGCCUUUGAACUCUGCAAAUGAUCUCAAAUCACGCCCCCGUGCUCUUUCUAGGGGACCAGAAGAACGCCCUGUCUCUCACAUCUUGCAUAUUCCCAAUGAAGCUAUUUCGAGUAUGAAACCAUUGUCACCACGCCGAAUCCCAGGACAGCAGGCGGUGCAACAGCAAUCUCUGGAAUCGAUCAUGAAGCAAGACACCAAUUUUGUACAGGACGCUAUACAACGACACAAGGAGUUUAUCGAAAGAGAAUCAGCUGCGACAAACGAAGCUGAGGCCCUGAACGUUUUCACUGAGUUCAUGAUCAACGAGUCACAGAUACGCCGUACUCGGUAUGCUGCUGUCUGGGAGUCAAAUCCGGCCGUCGUGGAGGAUGUCUCUAGCAAGCUCUUUGCGGUGCAGCCUAUCCAAAAAGCAAAGCCAGUGAGGCCAGCUCCAACCCUGGAAAUACCCCAGAACCGAACAAGUCGACCUGAUUCUGCUUGGUGGAACAACUAUCAGCCCUGUUUAUCGCCAAUUGCUAGUCUCGGUAUGAGUAAUGAUGAACAGAGUUCUCGAGGGCGCGCACCGAGUCGUUGGUGGGAAUCAAAAACAGGUUCUAGCAGCGACGAAGCUGGGAGGCGAGUGCAGCGAUCAAAACGAGAAUCAAAAUAUAUGGGAUUGCCUCGAGACGGCAUGCAGUGGGACUCGGAAAAGACACCCUCGAAACUUGAUGAUGCAGACGCGCAUUAUACUGGCGAGUUUGCGGCUUACGGACCUGAUGAGUAUCCGCCGGAGAAGGUUGGCUUGCACGAUGAAAUAUCACCUUAUUCAACAAACAGGAAUGGAAACCCAUACGCGCAGUUCCAAGCGAGUCGAAAGCUGGAUAUCUCACGUCUGAUUACCCUGCCACCUCCAUACCCACGCCACUAUCCCGCAGUCAACAAUAGCCACCCGGACCUUGUGUCAUACAGGACUAUUGUUCGAUCAAUCACCGACCUCUCGGAGAUCAAGUCUACAAGACAGCGAUACCAGGAGGAUGUUGAAAGAAUGUCACAAGAGCAGCAAGGCCAGUCAAAAGAGGCUCGUCGUCAAUUCAAGGCCAAUAUCCAAAGCCAGAUCCAGGAAGGAAGCCUCACGUUUGCGGAGGCCGCGGAGGCUGAAGCAGCCAUGCUGGACGAGGAGAACAGGCUUGAAAGGGGGUUAGCAAAACGCCAACUCGAUACAUACCAAGAUAUUGUUCUGAAGCCAAUGCACGUCAUACUUACGGAUCGGAUUGAUAAAGCGACCGCUUGUAUCGACGAGCUGAGUAGCAGGUUAUUCGACGAUGCACGAAAUGAGACCCCAGAUCAGACUCAGGAAGAGGGUGAUGAGAAACCUGAACUUCUGGAGAAGCUGACCCAGCUGAAAUGGUUAUUCGAGGCACGGGAGCAACUUCACCGAGAAGCAUUUGAUCUAGUUAGCGGCCGCGAUGACAAGUACAAGGCCCUUGCACUAUUGCCGUACCAGCAGAGCAAGAACAACGAAAAGCUCUGGGAAACGCAGGCGUUCUUCUCAAAGGAUACUAUGGAUCGACGCGUGCAGUACGAGACAUCGGCACUUACUCGCCUCGGAUCAUUCCUGGACGUCAUCGAGCAAAACGUUGUUCGUGGAGUGGAGAUCCAGCUUUCGGCAUUCUGGGAUAUCGCCCCAUCACUGUUAGUCAUGGUUCAACAAAUCCCCGAAAAUCUCCAUGGCUUCCAAGUCCAGAUUCCUUCCAAAGAGUAUGAAGAGAAUCCAAGCUACCACGCCCACCCGCUGCAGUACCUCUAUACCUUGCUGUCACAUGCCGAGAAAUCGAGCUAUCAGUACAUUGAGUCACAGACCAACCUCCUUUGUCUGUUGCAUGAGGUGCGGUCGGCCAUGAUGCGGGCGAAUAGGAAUCUUGCCGAAGCAGAGCGGAUAUGGCAAGGCGAGCCUGAAGAAGGCGUGCGUCGGAGCAUGCAGCAAAGCCGUGCCGACGAGGAAGUUAAUCUCACCUCGGACCUGAAAGAGAAAGUUGCCACUGUCGAGGGACAAUGGACAGAGGCUCUCGGUAGUCAAAUUCAAGAGUUGCGAGAGCGAGUGAAAGGACAGCUACUUGGUGAAGAUGGGUGGGAAGAUCUGGAGCGACUGGAACAAGAAUAG
Penicillium waksmanii is the source of this 3858-nucleotide messenger RNA. RefSeq lists its product as uncharacterized. The coding region runs from base 1 to 3858 and encodes 1285 amino acids. Lineage: Eukaryota; Fungi; Ascomycota; Eurotiomycetes; Eurotiales; Aspergillaceae. The transcript has 3 exons. The record is from RefSeq and is a predicted model, not a curated record.